Molecule: messenger RNA, 2832 nt
Organism: Nipponia nippon (crested ibis)
Lineage: Eukaryota; Metazoa; Chordata; Aves; Pelecaniformes; Threskiornithidae
Source: RefSeq, a predicted model, not a curated record
AUGAAGGGCUACCAUGGGGAGCGUAGCCAGGUACAACCCUCCUCCGGCCACCGCUGCCGCUGCAUCCCAGAGGACUGCGAGCAUCCUGCCAACUACGUCCAGCACGGCCCCGAGGGCCGGCCACUGUACCUCCUCAGUCCCAGCGAGCCGUGUUCUCUGGAGCAUCCUUACUGCCCGGUGCGGAGCCCUGGCGCGGCCAGCGAGUGCCCGGGCGGGCCCCUGAGCGAGCCGCCCUCCACCAGCGCCAGCAGCACCUUCCCAAGGAUGCACCACGCGCAGCAGCCCUACGACUCCUGUGACGAAUGCAUGGCGACCGCCCACCCUGCCAGCAAGAUCAACCGCCUGCCCCCCACGCUGCUGGACCAGUUCGAGAAGCAGCUGCCGCUGCACCACGACGGCUUCCACACGCUGCAGUACCCACGGGCCGGCGGCGCCGAGCCCCGCAGCGAGAGCCCCAGCCGCAUCCGUCACCUCGUCCACUCUGUCCAGAAGCUCUUCGCCAAGUCCCACUCCCUGGAGGCGCCGACCAAGCGGGACUACAACGGUGCCAAGAUGGACGGCCGCGGGGACGGCUACCACCACCACCACCACCACCACCAUCACCACCACCAGUCCCGCCACGGCAAGCGCAGCAAGAGCAAGGACCGCAAGGUGGACUCCCGGCACCGGUCCAAGAUGAUGGGCUGGUGGAGCUCCGACGAUAACCUGGACAGCGACAGCAGCUACAUGGUGUCCGGCCGGCACGCCACCGACCAGGGCACCCAGUACUGUGUGGACGCUCCCGAAAGUGCCUUCAGAGACUUGACCUUGAAGAGUCUAAAGGGCGGCGGGGAAGGAAAAUGCCUGGCCUGUGCCGGCAUGUCCAUGUCUCUGGACGGCCAGACGCUCAAGAGGAGCGCCUGGCACACCAUGACCGUCAGCCAGGCCCGCGAAGCCUACCCCAGCGCCGGCGGCACCGAGAAGUCCUUGAUGCUUCAGGAAGCAAAGGCCAAAGACCGAGCAUACCAGUACCUGCAGGUGCCACAGGACGAGUGGAGAGGGUACCCAGCGGUGGGCAAAGACGGGGAGAUCCCCUGCCGGCGGAUGCGCAGCGGCAGCUACAUCAAGGCCAUGGGUGAUGAGGACAGCGCCGACUCAGAUGCCAGCGCCAAAGUAUCGCCCAGGGCGGCCACGCGGCGAGACAGCUACCGCCGGUCCUCCAGCGCCGACCAGGCCAGGACCAACUGCUGCACGCCACCGCGAAUGCUCCCACGGGGACAGGGCUACGGGCGUUCCUUCACCACCGGCCAGAUCAACGAUGAGCUCAACCACCAGUUCGAGGCCGUCUGCGAGUCGGUUUUUGGCGAGGUGGAGUCGCAGGCCGUGGAGGCGCUGGACCUGCCCGGCUGCUUCCGCAUGCGGAGCCACAGCUACCUGCGGGCCAUCCAGGCGGGCUGCUCCCAGGACGAUGACUGCCUCUCGCUCUUCUCCAUGUCGGCCCCCGCCGGACCGCCCAUCACCAGCAGCAUCCUGAAGCCCAGCACUUCCUUCAGUUACAGAAAAGCUCCACCUCCCAUCCCUCCAGGAACCAAAGCCAAACCCCUCAUCUCCGUCACGGCGCAGAGCAGCACUGAGUCCACCCAUGAGAGCUACCUGCCCGGCGAGGUCGCCCGCAGCCCCGCCUGGUCCAAAGACGCCGCGGCCCGUUGCAACUCAGCCGAGAGCCUGGAGAGCUCCAAGGUGACGGCCGUGGCCCUCAACCUGCCUCCGGUCCAGCCCCGCUCUGCUCCCAAGCCCUCCACACUCAUCAUCAAGGCCAUCCCUGGCCGGGAGGAGCUGAGGAGUUUGGCUCGGCAACGGAAGUGGCGACCCUCCAUCGGCGUCCAGGUCGAGGCCAUCUCUGACUCGGACACGGAGAGCCGGAGCCAGAGGGAGUUCCACUCCAUCGGGGUGCAGGUGGAGGAGGACAAAAGGCGAGCGCGCUUCAAGCGCUCCAACAGCGUGACAGCGGGCGUGCAGGCAGACCUGGAGCUGGAGGGCUUUGCCGGCCUGGCCGUGGCCACCGAGGACAAAGCCCUGCAGUUCGGGCGCCCCUUCCAGCGGCACUCCUCGGAGCCUGAGUCUGGCCGGCAGUACGCGGUGUACAAGACGGUGCACACGCAGGGGCAGUGGGCAUACCGGGAGGACUACCAGCUGCAGUAUGACACGGUGGAGGUGCCCCGGCGGGAUGCUUGGAUGGAGCGGGGCUCCCGCAGCCUCCCCGACUCUGGCCGUGCCUCCCCCUGCCACCGCGAUGGGGAAUGGUUCAUCAAACUGCUGCAGGCAGAGGUGGAGAAGAUGGAGGGCUGGUGCCAGCAGAUGGAGAGGGAGGCUGAGGACUACGACCUGCCAGAGGAGAUCCUGGAGAAGAUCCGGAGCGCCGUGGGCAGCGCCCAGCUCCUCAUGUCCCAGAAGGUGCAGCAGUUUUACCGCCUCUGCCAGCAGAACAUGGAUCCCAACGCAUUCCCUGUGCCCACCUUCCAAGACCUGGCCGGCUUCUGGGACCUCCUGCAGCUCUCCAUUGAGGACGUCAGCAUGAAGUUCGCAGAGCUCCAGCAGCUCAAGGCCAAUGGGUGGAAGAUCGUGGAGCCCAAGGAGGAGAAGAAGGUGCCUCCCCCGAUACCAAAGAAGCCGCCGCGCUCCAAAGUGCACCCGGUGAAGGAGCGCUCCCUGGACUCGGUGGACCGGCAGCGGCAGGAGGCCCGCAAGCGGCUCCUGGCAGCCAAGCGAGCUGCCUCCUUCCGCCAGAGCUCGGCCACCGAGAGCGCAGACAGCAUCGAGAUCUACAUCCCCGAGGCGCAGACCCGGCUGUGA